GAAACAAAACCCUGGCGCCGUUUCUUACAGAACUCUACAUAUAUAGCCAACGCCCAAUUCAAUUGUGAAUUAGGGUUUAUCAACUUCUUUUCCUCUUUUUUAGGGUUUAAGAAUUAUCAAUGGAGAUUGAUUUGAAGAAGCUCCCUUUUGACCUUGACUUUCAUCCCUCUAAUCAGUUGGUUUCUGUUGGCUUAAUCACUGGUGAUCUUCAGUUAUAUCGUUAUGCUGCUGAUUCAACCCCACAAAGGGUUUUUGAAGUUUCGGCGCAUAAAGAAUCAUGUAGAGCUGUUCGGUUUAUUAAUGGAGGAGGCGCUAUUCUUACUGGUUCUCCGGAUUUCUCACUUUUGGCAACGGAUGUUGAGACUGGAACUCAGGUUGCCCGUGUUGAUGAUGCACAUGGGGCUGCUGUAAACCGGUUAGUUAAUUUAACAGAGACUACUAUUGCGUCCGGUGAUGAUGAUGGUUGUGUGAAGGUGUGGGAUACGAGACAACGUUCAUGCUGCAAUACCUUUAGUGUUCACGAAGAAUACAUAUCAGACAUGACUUUUGCGGCUGAUUCUCAUAAAUUGGUGGCUGCAAGUGGGGAUGGAACUCUUUCUGUUUGCAAUCUGCGAAGUAACAAGGUACAAACACGGUCCGAGUUUUCAGAAGAUGAGCUGCUGUCAGUUGUUAUUAUGAAGAAUGGUCGAAAAGUUAUAUGUGGAACGCAGACUGGUGCUCUACUAUUGUAUUCCUGGGGUUUUUUCAAGGAUUGCAGUGACCGCUUUAUUGAUCUCUGUCCAAACUCUGUGGAUGCGUUGUUAAAGCUUGACGAAGAGAGGGUCAUAACUGCCUCAGAAAAUGGUGUUAUCAGCCUUGUAGGAAUAUUACCCAACAAAAUAAUCCAGCCAAUUGCAGAACACUCGGAGUAUCCUGUUGAAAGACUUGCCUUUUCUCAUGAAAAGAAAUUUCUUGGCAGUAUCUCACAUGAUAAUAUUUUGAAGCUAUGGGAUUUGGAUGAGAUACUACAAGGAUCUAAAAGUACAGCUAAAAAUUCUUCAGCUGCAGAUGACAGUGACAGUGAUGAGAUGGAUAUGGAUGUGGAUACUCUUGCUCCAAAGCCUAGAAGAGGGACGAAAAGAACUGCAAAUCCUGGGCAGAUACAGGAGAACUUCUUUGCAGACUUGUAGCUGGUCUGCUUAAUCUCCCAACAACCUUAAAAGUUGACUCCUCUUCGGGUUAAGGAGCUUGUAGAGAAGCGGCUCGUGUCACUUGUAUCAAAACUUCUGUGUUAAAAGUUGAGCAUUAUGGUCCUACUUCUCGUAUAAUUUAUAAUACUUAUUUUGUGA
Molecule: messenger RNA, 1328 nt
Organism: Daucus carota subsp. sativus
Lineage: Eukaryota; Viridiplantae; Streptophyta; Magnoliopsida; Apiales; Apiaceae
Product: WD repeat-containing protein 55
Exons: 15
Coding region: 120-1169 (349 amino acids)
Molecular function (GO): protein binding
Source: RefSeq, a predicted model, not a curated record